This is a messenger RNA of Melospiza georgiana, 10710 nucleotides long. RefSeq names its product acid sensing ion channel subunit 1 (gene ASIC1). Lineage: Eukaryota; Metazoa; Chordata; Aves; Passeriformes; Passerellidae. The transcript is spliced from 10 exons. Gene Ontology annotation, cellular component: membrane. The coding region runs from base 7211 to 8857 and encodes 548 amino acids. The record is from RefSeq and is a predicted model, not a curated record. Gene Ontology annotation, biological process: sodium ion transmembrane transport.
AGGGGCGCUCAGCCGGGGGUGCUGCUGCUCCCCCGCUCCCCCCGGCUCUCAGCCCCGCGGGAUCCAGGCCCCAGCCCCUUCCCCGAGCGCAGCCCCGGCCCCCCGUGGCCCCCCACGGCAGUCACAAGGCCGGAGCCCCGCGGCGAGCGGAGCUCCCCCGCCGCGCAGCGUUAGUGGAUAAUCACGGAGCCGGAGUGAGAAGCAUCUCCAACACAGCUGGAGAGACCGGGCGCGGGAAUUACUGAUACCCAGACAUUUCCUGGAGCUUUUGACAGUUAAUAAACAAACCGCAUGGGUCCAUCUGGCUCUGGAAAAACAACUUGGGGACAGCGUGUGGGCACCAGGCACGGCCACCGGCCCCAGACCUGCUUUGGGGCUGGUUCCCAGCAGCAUCCCGAGCCCCAGCAGAUCCCAUCACGGUCCCCAGCGGAGCCGGUGCAUUUACAAAUUCUGUAAGACAUUCGAGUGAUUUAUGCAAAUCACUUUUUAAAGCGGCACACAGGCUCCUAAAUUACUUAUAAGCGUUGGAAACUGCUGGCACGGAUCUGUUGUUUCUGGGCACUUAUUCACCUCGGGCAUCCCGGUGGUGUCCCCAGGGGCCCGGCCGAGCAUCCUCACCUGGAUCAGCGGCAAUCUCCGCCCAAACUCUUCCCCACAUCGGCCUCUCUCUGUGGCCGAGCAGCAGCAGGGUUUGACCCCCGAGGCUGCCCCGUUUUCCAGACGAAUGAAGCAAAGCCAGCGGGACACGGGCGAGAUAAUCGGAGGUGACGGAGCAGAGGAGCCGCCACGCACGGGACCGCCGCCGUUUGCUGGUGGUGACUCGGCUCUCCCGGGAAGUGCAGCGGGUUGGGAGUGCCCCAGCUCUGCUCGGCAGCCCGGAAAUUUUCCCGUAUCACUGUAUUUUGCUCAGAGCAAAUCAUCCGGAAAGCAGCCGUGAGCUGUUUCACCCUCGGGCAGGGAGCAGAGACACUCAGGCGUUGCUCCUCAGCUGCCUCCUUGUCCCAGCUUCACCCAAGCAUUCCCAGACCUGCUCAGGCAGAACAGGCGAGCCCUGGGCUGUGGUUUUGCUCACUCCACACUGGCACAAACGUGGAUGGGAAUCUCAUGGGAAGCUGCUCUUCGCUCUCCCUCUGCAGCAGGACAGCAAUAGCACGGUUCCAGCGCUGUGGGACCAGCUCCAGUGAGCCCACCGCCACUGAUCUUGGCCAAGAUGGGGCAGAAGAGGAUCAGGAACAGGAGGGAUGAGGUCACAGUGGCACCGUGAGAGGCCACCACGUGCCUGCACCCCACAGCCACUUCAUUAGAGCUGUGAAUGGCACAUCCAGCAUCUCAGAUCUCUGGAAAAUGGUGGGAUUAGAGGAGAAGGACUUGUGGGAUCAGGGUCAGGCUCAGGCAGUGUCAUUUAGUCCCUGGCUCUGCCCAGCCCCAGCAUCUCCCCCUGCACAGCAGCACCGUGCACACCCAGAGGGGUCACACACCCCCAAAGCUCUGCACACACCCAGAGGGGUCACACACACAGAAAGCACCUUGCACAAGUGGAGAUGUCACACCCAAAAGCACUUUGCACACCCGGAGGUGUCACACACAGCUGGAGGCACCACAAACACCCAGAGGUGUCAUGCCAGGAGCUCAGAGCAUCUCAGCUUCACCUCUGGCCAAUCCUGUUCCUCUUGCAAUGCCUUUGCACAUAAAGCCUCAUUAACAAAUGAAUUAUUAAUGAUUAUUAAUAAGCUGUAAUGCCAUUUGUGGCUGAUGGAGGAGAUGAGGAGGCUUUCAAGUGGUAUCCAGCCGCAAUGGAGGUGAGGAUUUCACAGCUGAGGACAGGGCACGUGUGUCCCAAGGGAUCCAAGGCUGGGAGCACAGCCCUGGACAGCAGCAGCAGAUGAGGUGUUCCAAGCUGUUCCUCUCAGCCUCCCUUUGCUGUUUUUCCCAGCCCCAGGCUGGGCAAUAGCAAGGUGCUCUCUGAGGGAUCCAAAGGACCUGCCCAGAACCUCCUGGUGCCAUUUUCCCCCUCUCCCUGAUAUCAACUGGGGAGAAGCCCGGCUGGAGGGGCCAGAUCCCCUGAGCCUCUGGAGCCACAGAUCUCCACAGGGCGACAGGAAAUUAACUGUCUCAUGGCCUUUUUGCCUCAGUUUAAUAUCUCUGGCUGUUUAGAGCCACCUGUGUUUUAUUGCCUGUAGAGCUUGGCCGGGGCUCCCGAGGCAACGCUGCAAUUCCUGCUCCAGCCAGGGUUCAAGGAGCUCCUCACUGGCUCUUAUUUAUUUAUACAGUUCUGACACUUGGAUAUUAUAACCAAUUAUUUAUUUUUGGAGGGUUUUUUCUGUAUGGAGUGUUUGGUGUGUUUGCAUCCAGGCUCUCAGCCUAAGGACGGAGCUAGGGCAGGGUGUUCCCACCCACCCUGCGAUUUAUCAGGGAUUUUAAACCCCUGCUCUCCUGGCAGGGACAGGGAGACCCUUCCAGAGGCACCACAUGCCAGGGCUGUGUGACUGCUCUGCUUGGAUUAGAUUAGAUUUGAAAAGCGUGAUACGUGCGGAGCCGGAGCGAGCGAGCGCAGCAAGGAAACCAGACCGGAACACCGUGGGCUUUUCCCCCCUCCAAUAAAACCGCCGGCUCGGAUCUGCCUGCAUGAACUGGCUGAGCGAUUGUGAAGGAUGUCGGAAAAAAUCACAACCUGCUUACGGGAGAUCCGCGAUCGGGCAGGAAGCACAGGAAGGCGUUGGCAUCAGGGUCGGGAAUAAUCCCGGGAAUUAGCGACACCUCGGCAGCACCUCCGCAUCCUGGCGCGGUCCUGGUGACCCCUGCACGGCACAGAGGGACGCUGCCAGCGGGGAAAUCGCCGGGAAGCUCUCAGCGCUACAAACAGGUUCAAUUAUAGGAGCGUGAACAGAUCUUGGGGAGGAGGAUGCGGCGGCUGCGGAGCCGUCACGGCGGAUCACAGCCAAGGCUCCAGGGACACGCUGGACUGCCCAUGGAGCUGCAGGGGGGUCCUGGCUGAGCCCCCCUAAACCCCGGGCCAGCGUGGCUGCAGGUGGCCUCAGUGCUCGGGGCAGCAGCGCCGGCACCCAGCAGGGCUGGCUGGGAAGAGCUUGCCCAGGAAAGCUUUGAAAGAUUAAUAGAGUUUAAAUGGAAGCGUUUGGAGAGGAGAUAAGGCUCAUCUGAUAUGAAAUCAUAUGGAACAACGGGAUCCAGGGAGGCCCUGGCUCUAUAAUGAAGUCCACUUAGCACAUUACUCACCAUAAUGUGCUUUUUAUUAAAGUCCUGUGCUGCAGGUGCUGAGUCUGCAGCUGGGAACACGGGGCUGGAAUGGCACAGGCACCUGGAGUGCCGGACCCCGCCACCAGAAGCAGCAGGGAUGUGGCGUGGAAAAGGCACCUUCGGCUCCCCGUUUCCCAUCCCGUUUGAUCCAGGGAUGCUCUGGCAUCACCGGGGCCCGCGGCUGGGGCUGGUGGGCCUGCAGGGACGGGGUGGAGAGGAGGCGGAGGUGGGGAAUAAUACAGAGGAAAAACUCCUUUUUAAUCAUCAAUUUUUCUGCAUUAGAAUGUGACAUGCUAAUCCACUGUGAAGCGUCUAAUCUGGGGGAUAAAGGGCCGGAUAACACAAGCUGCGCCCGGCUUGGCUGGCGGAGCGAGCCGAGGCAAGGUGGCAGCAUCUGAUAAGGGGUGCAGGAUUAGUGCCGGCACAGAUCCCGCCUGCCCGGGCAAUCCCACCUUGCUUGGCUGCCUCUGCUCUGUCUCUCGCCAGGGUCAGGGAGGGAUCUGCAGCCCUGGAGCCAUCCCAGAGCGGCUCAUCCCGCCCAGAGCAGCGGUGGCAGCGCUGCCGGUGCCUCCACCACCAUCUUGGCAGCUCUGGGAGCUUCAAAGCACAUCCCUAGGCCAAAACACGUGGAAAACCUCAUUUUUUCUCCCUUUGGAUUCGCACAUCCAGGUGCGUGGUGGGAGCAGGACAACCCAGCCGUGGGGUCUCCGUCUGCCCCAAAUGUCCACCCCCACGUGCUGCUUUGGCUGCCUCAUCCCACCCCUCAUCCCAUCCCUUCCUAGCAGCCAGCUCCGACCUGCGGGCACCCCCAGGGAUGACGUGGGCAGCUCAGCCCCGGCUCAGCCGGUCUUUGGCAGGGACGGGCAGUGCCCGUCACAAAACCGAGCGGCUCCAGCUCCCGGGGCGCUUUCGGCGACAUCCUCCCCGGGGCUCGGAGACCUGGGAUAACAGAGCUUGCAAUGUUGUUUUCUCCUCGCCUCCUCGGGGAUUGGUUUAUCUCUAUGAAUAACUGCAUCCCGGCUUUGAUCUCCUCUGCCAUUAAAGCGUGACAGGCUGUGAAAUGUGCUGUUGCUGCCGUCAAAUCCCGCUCCCGCUUCCCCCCCGCCGCCUCCGUGCUCCCCCGCUCCGGGAAACCUCCUUUCCCAGGCCUUGAGGAGCCGCAGAGCAGCGAGCGGGGCCGAACCGCCCCGGGACAGCGGCCAACCACGGUGCUGGAGGCAGGAAAAACCCAUCUCCUCCUCCUCCUCGCAUCCCACAGCUCUCCCUGGGGCGGCGAGCAGGGCACGGAGCAUCCCCGGCCCCAGCGCCGGCUCGGGUGUGGCGGCAUCACCCCAGCACCCGCCACGGGGGCUGAUGUCACGGCUAAUUAUAGCAUCCCCCGUCCCUCACCCCCGCCAAAGCUUUACCUGAGAGAGGGUAAAAAUAACUCCCGGCGAGGGAGGAGCUGGAACGAGCCCAACGACUCCUCCAGCAUCUCCAAAACUCGCACAAAGCAGGGCGGCACCCCCCUGCCGCACUUUGUCCCCAAUCUGGGGGUCAGAACGCGCUCCCCUUGGCUGCUGCCGCCGUGCUCCAGGCUGCGGCUGUCCCCGGUCACCUUCACCCGGCUCGGGUGUCGGCGCUGGGACAGGUGGCGGUAACCGGAGCCGGGCCCUGCUGCUGCCAUCCAGCCCCGGCGCACCCCGCGAGCUGUUUAAGCCGAGCGAAGCAGGUUAAUGGCCCCAGUCGAUGAUGGAAUGUUUUCAUUACAGCAUCUUUCUCCCUCUCUCUCUCUCCCUGCUGCAAUCGCUCCCAAGUAGACACAUUAAACCUCCCCGCGCCGAGGGAGCGGACCCGCCCCUGGGGCUGCCUGCUGGCCCCGGGCAGCACGGCUCACCUGUCCGAGCCCUGUGGGGCUAAACACCCCCCUCAAACUGUAAUUCCUUAAUUCUGUUUCCCUUCUUCUCCCACCCCAACAGCCAAGGCACGGGAACCCAGUGCCAGAGCUGGGAGCAGCAGAAAUCCCAGCCCAGCCCCGGACAGCUCCCACCUGCUCCGAGCUGUCCUGAGCAUCCCGAGCUGUGUGGGAUCAGCCCAGUGUUCCCAUUCUGCGCCCACAGGGCUGGACCAGCCCAGCUCUUCCAAACCCCUGCCAGGAGCAGCCCUGAGGCUGUCACAGCCCUGCCCUGUGGCUGCAGCUCAUCCCCACCACAGACACAGGGCACCUAUGAUCUGCCCCCCAUGUCCUGGUGGCUCCCAGUCACCCAAUUCACCUUCCUGACUCUCUUUUGUAGGCAGAGUUUUCAUCUCACAUUCUCUGGGAUGCUCCCAAAAGGUGUAACCUUGAUCUUGGCCUGAUGAAAUUUCAUCCUGUGCCUCUGGCACUCGUCCCCAAGGUCAUCCACUCUUUCUCCCAGGUCUCCAAGUGGCAUCUGCCAGUGUCCCUCUUACACAAGGGCCCUAUUGAAGGGAAUACUGAGCCUGGGGAGCCCCAGGAUGGGACACCCCACUGUCACAUCAUGGAUCACUGCCCCUGGCAAGGAUCCCCAGUGCCUGUUCCACCGGCAUCACCUGCCCAGGAAUCUCUGAUAACUGUGCUGGUAUCAGAUCAGAUUUUUACAGAGUUCCUGACUGAUUUGUUCUCCCAGUUUGUGGUGUCCACGUGUGCCAGGAUGUGCUCAGGCACCAGGGACCAUGCAGGGUGCACAGGGAAGGAAUCAGAGCAGCUGAACUGAGGGCUUGGGGUGAGCUUCUCCCAGCCAGGCACCGGCCCAAAGCUCCCAUCCAGCCCCUGCACGUCCAAGUGCUGCCGGAUUUAGAUUCUCCCCCAGUGCCGGGAUGGGGCUGGAGAUUGCUCUGUGGUCUCUGGAUGCUUUUAUCAAGUGCUGAGUACAGGAAAACAGCAAACCACGAGAAGGGGCUGCGCUGCUGCAGAGAGGAGACGCCCGUGCUCCCACAGCUCCAUCCCAGCUUCCUGCACCAGAGCUGCUCCCUGGGGCCCUGAGCCCAGCUGGUUCAGCAGCACAAGGCCUGGAGCCGUUCCUUGAAGGAAGAGAGGGCUCCCUGUGCCCCACUGGAAUCCAAAACAUGAGGUGACGUGCCCAGCACUGACUGAGCUCUGCAGAAGGACUCAUUGCCUGGACAGCACCCAAAUCCUGCCGAGACCAGCCCUGCUCAGAGGAGGACAGACCUCACUCCACUGGGAAUGUUGGAUUUGCCGGAUUCUCACGUGCACACGCCGGUGCCCUGCGGCACAGGGGGAUGAGCCUGCAGGGAUGGGCACUGCCAGGGCAGGAGGAGCAUCGUGGGAGCCUGAGGACACCACAGCAUCCUUCCUCCCACCUGGACCACCACUGAACCAGGACAGUGUCACGGGCAUUUUGGGAGAACCUCUGGCUCCAGCUGGCCUGGGGAUGAGCGCAGAGAGCCUGGCAUACGGCGGCUCUGGAGGCAGCCGGGGACCCAGCAGGGAGGGCUGGGCCUGGCUGGAGCAGCCGCUGGGGCUGCCAGGGCCACACCACGCCAGGACGGAGGGCACGGCAUGGGGGCACAGCGCUGGGUACCUGCCCACACGGUGUGCCCCCAGCCUGGCAGCCCCUGGGGGCUCCCAAGGCGCCUCUGGAGGCGGUGAUGUCUCUGCUCUGUCCUGGCAGCCGGAGCCGGCCGGUCCCAGGGGGCCCGGGGAGCCCGCGGAACCGCCCCUCGCUCCUCCUCCCCUCCUGCUCCUGAUAUACCCUCCUGGCUCCGAGCAUCCCGAGCGUCCCUCUGCUCCUCUCCCUCACUCCCGCUCGCCUCACUCCUUUUCCCUUCUCCGUUUCUCUUCUCUGAACUUGCCCCUUCCCCCUCCCCUGAUCUCCCCAGCCCCUCUCUGCUGAGGAACUGACUGAAGACCCCCAGGCUGGGGCAGGGCACGGGCCAGGACCCCCACACCACAGCCAGGACCUCCGCACCACAGCUGGGACCCCCAGGCUGGGCAAUGCCUCUCCAGAUAUUCUGCACCAUCUCCUUCUCCAGGGAGGAAGCACCAGAAGAUGCUGCAGCCACUGAGAAGGAAGAAGAUGAAGCAGACGAGUUCCUAUAUGGGCAGGAGGAGGAUGAAGAGGACGAGGAGGACACAGGGACAACCACGGACUUCGUGGCCUUUGCCAGCAGCUGCACCCUGCACGGGCUGAGCCACAUCUUCGUGGAGGGCAGCCUGGGCGCCCGGCAGGCGCUGUGGGCGCUGGCCUUCCUCCUCUCCCUCUCCGUCUUCCUCUACCAGGUGGCCGACCGCAUCGCCUACUACCUGGAGUACCACCACGUCACGCUGCUCAGCGAGGAGGAGAGCCUCGAGAUGACCUUCCCCGCCGUCACCUUCUGCAACAUCAACCGCGUGCGGCUCUCGCAGCUCAGCCACGAGGACCUGCUCUACCUGGCCCCUCUGGUGGACUACGAGCCCGGCAUGGAGCUGGGCUUCACCCCGGCCCAGCCGGGCCCCUGGGAGGAGGAUGAGCCCCUAAAUUUGUACGGGUUUUUUAACCGCACUUGCCACCAGCUGGAGGACAUGCUGCUGAGCUGCAGCUACCGCGGCCAGCGCUGCGGCCCCGGGGACUUUGCGCCGGUCUUCACCCGCUAUGGGAAGUGCUACACCUUCAAUGCGGGGCAAGACGGGAAGCCCCGGCUCAUCACCAUGAAGGGGGGCACUGGAAAUGGCCUGGAGAUCAUGCUGGACAUCCAGCAGGACGAGUACCUGCCAGUGUGGGGGGAAACAGAUGAGACCUCGUUCGAAGCCGGGAUCAAGGUGCAGAUCCACAGCCAGGACGAGCCCCCUCUGAUCGACCAGCUGGGCUUCGGGGUGGCUCCCGGCUUCCAGACCUUUGUGUCCUGCCAGGAGCAGCGGCUCAUCUACCUGCCACCUCCCUGGGGCGACUGCAAGGCCGUGGCGGGCGACUCGGAGUUCUACGACACCUACAGCAUCACGGCGUGCCGCAUCGACUGCGAGACCCGCUACCUGGUGGAGAACUGCAACUGCCGCAUGGUGCACAUGCCAGGCGAUGCCCCUUACUGCACCCCGGAGCAGUACAAGGAGUGCGCGGAUCCGGCCUUAGAUUUCCUGGUGGAGAAGGACAACGAGUACUGCAUCUGUGAGAUGCCCUGCAACAUGACGCGCUACGGCAAGGAGCUCUCCAUGGUCAAGAUCCCCAGCAAGGCCUCGGCCAAGUACCUGGCCAAGAAGUAUAACAAGUCAGAGCAGUACAUCGGGGAGAACAUCCUGGUGCUGGAUAUCUUCUUUGAAGCCCUCAACUACGAGACGAUCGAGCAGAAGAAGGCGUACGAGGUGGCGGGUUUGCUGGGUGACAUUGGAGGGCAGAUGGGGCUGUUCAUUGGGGCCAGCAUCCUCACAGUGCUGGAGCUGUUUGACUACGCCUAUGAGGUGAUAAAGCACCGGCUGUGCCGGCGGGGCAAGUGCCGCAAGAACCACAAGAGGAACAACACAGACAAGGGCGUCGCGCUGAGCAUGGACGACGUGAAGCGCCACAAUCCCUGCGAAAGCAUACGGGGGCACCCAGCAGGCAUGACGUACGCAGCCAACAUCCUACCUCACCACCCGGCCCGGGGCACCUUUGAGGACUUCACCUGCUAACCGACGUCUGGAUGUACAACCUGAGCUACCAAAGCCCUGCGAGAGCUGCCCUUCUCCCCGCCAGCGCCAGCGGAGAGACACAUCUAGGGGCCCUUUGCUCCUCGGCACGGUGGGACACGGACAAGAGCGACGGCCUCGGAUUUCGGGGCGGGCAGUGGGGUCGGGCGACGCCAGACCCUGGCACAGCUGCUCUGCGCCUGCCCUGCUCCUUCAGAGACUCCAGGAUGCUCCAGCCCGGCCGUCCCGCGGGGCGGGAGCGACACGCACAGUGGGCCAGGGCACGGGCCUGCCCCGGCUCCCCCUUGGCUCCCCUCGGCCUUUUUAACUAAAACCCAGAAGCCAAGAAGAAGCAGCCGUUCGGCCGCAGUCUCCAUCCACAGCCCUGUCCGUCUGUCCUCCGUCGUCUCCAUGCUCAUCCUGCUCCAACGCCUUGGCCGCGCCUGCUGGGCUCCCUGUGCCUGCUGGGGGGCUCAUUGGGGAGCCCCUGGCGUGCCUGGCACAGGGCAGCAGCCCGGGAAUCCCUUGAGAGCCCCUCUGUCCCCCGGGACCUCAGCCCGGGCGUUCCUGGCACGAAGACGCGGCACCUCCACCUGUCCAGAACGUCUUCCUUGGCCCUGCCCUGGGAUCAGCCCUGGGAUCAGCCCCAGGAUCAGCCCUGGGAUCAGCCCCGGGAGGAGCCCCAGGAUCAGCCCCAGGAGCACCAAAGGGGGCUCAGCUGGGAGGUGCCACCUGGGCUCUGAGGACACCGGGCACUGUCCCUCCCUGCUCACCCCUCCUGGGCUCUGGGCAGCCUGGCCAGCUCCAGCACUCCCCCAUGGUCCCUCCCGUCCGCAGGGAACCCUGUGGCCCCAAACUCAGCCAUCCUCGGGGAGAAGGGCACAAGGAAACUCCUGGUGCCACUUGUCCCCAGCUGGGGACACCCCCUUGGCACCACCGUGGCUGGGCAGGCACCGGAGCCCCAACUCCCCAGGGUUCAGAGGGGGCUCUGGGGCUCCAGCCCCGCUGUGCCCCAAAAGCUGCUGCCCCGGGGUUUGGGGUGUCUGUGGGUUCCCAGAACCUCUGCUGCCCCUCCCUGGCACAGCCCUGCCCUGGCUGGGGUCUGUGGCCACCUGUCAGAGCCCACCAGUCCCUCUGGGGUCCCCAUCUGGCCCCCCAACCCAUCUCCCAGCCCCCAGGCCAGAGCCCUCCCUGGGCCCAAGUGCUACUUAUCUUUAAGAGCUUUUGCAAUAAGUCUUUUUAGUAAUUUUUUUUUCUAAACUGCAGUUUUGUUUUUUAUUCUUGUCAUUUUUAUUCUUAUUAUUUGCUUCCUGACCAAAAUUAGGAACUGGGGGUCAGUCCUUUGUAUCUAGCGAUCACCCAAAGACGACGGGUCGGCCACAUCCAUAAAUUUUCUUAUGGAUUUCUCCUAAUGUUUCAUCACGUUUCAUUUAUUUAUUUUCUUUCUUUCUCUUUCCCAUUCAAGCUUUUAAAGAUGGGGCUGGGAUUUGACCUUGAGGCUCACCUGUUGAAGAAAACGCUUUUUUGUUAUGUCAUCGGCAUUUUAUAUUUCUUAUAUAUAAUAUAUAUGACUAUAUAUAUAUGUGUACAUAUAUAUAUAUAUCUAUAUGCAUCAUGCCAGUGUAGAUACCCAUCCAGUAGCAUUUAGGCCUUGUUCUUGUGCCAUUUUUUUUUUUUCUGUUACUGAUCUCUGAAUGCCUUCAAGUGUAUAAAGUGUGGAAUUCUCUCCGGUAUCUGUACUAUGUACACACAUUUUCAUAGGAAGCACAAUAAGAUGACAGAUGCAUUGUACAUCAAUACCUGCUACUCUUAACAACGAUGAUAUAAAGAAUGAUAUAAAUGAUAUAACUCCCCCA